AUGACUAAUCUGUUGGCUGCUGUUAUUAUAGCUCUUACAUUUGGCGAGUUCGGCAAUAGCACACCUGAAUUUCCAAAUUUUAUACCUCAACUUUCUCAGGGCUCAUAUUGCUCGACAACAAAAGGGGAAAUUCUAGAUAAGGAAAAAAAGGACAUUGAGAAAGGAAAUGGGAGCACAGAGAAGUUAAAAGCAGGAACCGCAAUCUUCCUUAUAGAACUUGAAAAGAGAAGAUCAAUCAAGGUUUUUGGAAAGAGCACCAUGAUUGGACUGGCUGCCACUUUCUUCGCUGGUGUUUGCUUCUCCCUCUUCUCGCCUGCAUUCAACUUGGCGACAAAUGAUCAAUGGAACACCUUGCAGAAAGGGGUUCCAAAGUUGAUAGUAUACACUGCAUUUUUCUACUUCUCAGUCUCUUGUUUUGUGAUUGCCCUGGUUUUAAACAUCGGCUUUCUUUACCGGCCUGUACUGGACUCACCGAGAUCAUCAUUGAAGGCUUACCUGAAUGACUGGAAUGGCAGAGGUUGGGCCUUUUUGGCUGGUCUCCUCUGUGGUUUUGGAAAUGGCCUGCAGUUUAUGGGAGGCCAAGCCGCAGGGUACGCAGCGGCUGAUGCUGUUCAGGCACUGCCCCUUGUGAGCACUUUUUGGGGCAUUAUGUUGUUUGGGGAAUACAGGAGAUCCUCAAGAAGAACAUAUGUGUUGCUUGCGGGCAUGCUGUCAAUGUUUAUUGCAGCUGUUGGGGUUCUCAUGGCAUCAUCAGGACACAGAAAGUGACCUUUUGUAUACAAUCUUUUUCUUUAUAAAACUAGCUGGGCCAAGUUGUUCUGCAUAACAUUGGCUGUUGUUUCCACAUAAAGGUUUGUAUUUAAGAAAUUGAAAAUGUAGUAGCCCUUCAUGAAAUUGUAAGUAUAGAAUUUAACUAGCUUUUCUUAGGAAAAAAAAAAGAAGGAAAGAGCAAUAACAAGAAAAAAAGAAAGAGAUAAGCAAAGAGAAAUUGAUGGGAUUAGAGGGAUUUGCAAGCUUGGAACUGCUAGUGAAUUUUAAAUGUCAUAAUUUAGUAGUUCGUGCUUACACAUCUUUCAGAUUUGUCUCGUUGCAGUGUUUUGUUCCUAGUGCAAAGAUAACUAUUUGUUUGUUAUUA
Molecule: messenger RNA, 1135 nt
Organism: Carica papaya (papaya)
Lineage: Eukaryota; Viridiplantae; Streptophyta; Magnoliopsida; Brassicales; Caricaceae
Source: RefSeq, a predicted model, not a curated record